AACUCCAAAUGAGCUCAACAAAGCUAAUACUACAAACAAUCAGUGUUUAUUGUGACUGUCUAUUGAAUGUUUGUACAGCAGAAAAUGAUUUACAGGUAUUUUCUGGUGAGUUUUCCGUAAAUUUCCUGCUUUGCUUUUUUUGUCCUGGUCUAUAUGGCAUUUUACCAUAGGUUAACAAUAUCCUAUUUUUAAGUAAGUAAGUAAAGAAACGCGAUGAAUAUAUUUCUUUAUAUAUUAUAUAUUUCUACAGUAUUAAAACAAAUCCAUAAUUACACAAUUGUAAAUAUAUGUAUUAUAUUAGUGUAAAUGCACAGUAUGUAUUUAUCCACGUGUUAUUUAGUGGCGCUGAGAGGCGCAAGCACACAACACUGUGACCGAGGGUAGACUCGGCUUCUUCCGGCUAGAUUCGGAAUCCCAGCCGAGAGCCCGUUGCCUGAUUCCGCCUCACAUCAAUUGGCUCUCCAUUUGCUGUUUGUUUACAUCCAAUCAAGCAAGCGCUUGGCAAGACUGCAGAAAUGGACACAGCAAAUCAGCUUGCAUCUGCGGGGACCUUCCAAGUGCUUAAACUACCUCUGGGAUUUAUCCGUGUUUUGGAAUGGCUCUUUGCCAUAUUUGCCUUUGCGACAUGCGGGGGCUACUCUGGCCAACUGCGGGUCAGUGUGGACUGCAGGGAGAAGACCAGCAGCAACCUCAGCAUCGCCAUUGACUUUGCUUAUCCUUUCAGGCUGCACCAGGUGUCAUUUGAAGUACCCACGUGUGAGGACCUGCGGAGGGAGCGCCUCUUUCUCAUUGGAGACUAUUCAUCCUCUGCGGAGUUCUUCGUCACAAUUGCGGUCUUUGCUUUCCUCUACUCCUUUGUUGCAACCGUGGUCUACGUCUUCUUUCAAAACAAGUACCGCGAAAACAACCGAGGGCCUCUCAUUGAUUUUGUUGUGACCGUUGUGUUCUCCUUCAUGUGGCUCGUCAGCUCUUCUGCUUGGGCCAAAGCUCUGUCUGAUGUCAAGGUAGCUACAGAUCCAGAUGAGGUUCAGCUCCUCAUCUCUGCCUGCAAAGUGCAGACCAAUAAAUGUGGCUCUGUCCAGGAACCACGCUGGUCUGGACUCAACACCUCAGUGGUGUUUGGGUUUCUUAAUUUUGUGCUCUGGGCGGGGAACAUUUGGUUUGUCUUCAAGGAGACUGGUUGGCACAAGGGUGCUGCCAGGUUUGUGGGCGGGGCUACCGAGAAGCAGGCUGGCACCUUUACACCGCAACCUUACAACCAGGGAAGUUUUGAUCGGUCUGGAAGCUGUAACACCCAAGGAGACCUGGGACAGCCAUCUGAGUACAGCCAGGUUGGAGGUCCCUCCUCUUACGCCAAUCAAAUGUAGUUGCCUUUUUAUAUCCCUGGUGGCAUUUCUGCAUUUUAAACAAAGCAAUGGGUGAUAGCCAGAGAGGAAAGGAGGUGGAAGGAAAAAAAACGGUGAUGAUGUAUAAAAAUGUGACCUAUUUUACUUGUGUUUUACCGCCGCUGUAUACAAUACAGUCGUCCCUCGCAACAUCGGUGGUUCUUCACUCGAUUACGGUUUUUAAAAAAUAUAUUAAUUAUAAGCCAUGCUGUUUUGUGGUUACAUACAGCCUAUUAGUAAAAAAAAAAAAGAAAAACAUGCAUAUUUAAGGAAAUUGUACGUAUUUUUUGCCUAAAAUAAGCAUUUUCAAGCAUAAAAAUUGCUAAAUGAACUAAAAUACAAACACAAGGAAUUAAGAAGACGCAUUCCAAUUGUGAAUGUAGUAUUCUACACUGGUGCCAGUCAUUGUUCGGUGAGACAAGCAACAGACUUGAUCGCAGGACCAACAGGUUUGAAUGAUCUCACCACAUGCACAAUAACAAUAACAAUACCAUAAUAACACGGGCUACUGCUGCGGCUGUAAUCCACUCCAUGCUAAAACUCAACUCUGAACCUCUCACAUCACUUCCUGUCCUCCACAUGUCCAGAACACAUUUAUUGCAACACACAUGAGCAUGAGUCUUAUGUCAUAAAUGGCUUAUUUUCUCUGUCUACUAUAUUGGGUAAUGUGAGUGUAAAGGUGACUAUAGGGGUGUUAUUUUAUGUCUAUAGGGUUCUAAUAGGGUUCUAAUAACCCAUAUUUAGAAGGUUGUAACCUGGUGUUUCUAUGCUCUUACUACGAAAAUAUUUGUUUUAUAAAUAAAGACUUGUAGUUGUUGGAAAUUCACUUAUCACGGUCGGGUCUGAAAUCAAUUAACCACGAUAAACGAGGGAUUACUGUAUUGUUUAUUUCUUUCACAUGAGUGAUUUCUUUGUGCUUGAUCAUGUUUUUAAAAAGGUUUGUGGAAGGAAAAUGUGUUCUGUGUUCGCAUAAUACAAAUUUUCAAAAUGGUGACUUUGUGCAUGAUGUGUUUUUGUGCAAAUCAACAGUAGAACCUCCAAAGUCAACCAAAGUGGACUGUUUAGUACAGGUGAUGGCAACCCCUUAGCAUUUAAGAGCCAUUUGGGCCCACUUCCACCAAAUGAAAACCCUGAUCAUCAGACAUAUGAUAUGAUAAAGAUAUUGUGUUAAUUUAUUAACUCAAUUAUUAAUAAUUAUGCUUAUUUUUAACAAUGCAAUACACCAAAUUCUGUUGAAAUUUGAAAGACGAAAAUACAUUUAUUACAAAAAUACAUUUACAUCUAUAUGUCCCCUGCAAUUGGCAGGCAACCAGUCCAGGGUGUACCCCGCCUCUUGCCCAAAGUCAGCUGGGAUAGGCUCCAGCAUACCCCCGCGACCCUAGUGAAGACAAGUGGAUGGUUAAUGUGAUUUCUGCUCUUGACCUUCACUUCACAGUAUAUCCAUACAGCUUGUUUAUACUUCUGCGCUCCCUCCCCCAACCCUCCUGCGUAGCUCAAAGUGGACCUAUUAUACUAAUUUUCAGGCCUUUGUAUUAAGUACUGUAGUAGUAGAGAGCAGCUACACACGAUAACCUGAACAGAAAGCUUUGUAGAUCUUCCAGACUCUGCACCUCUUACUGCAGUGUCUCCUGCCUCCCGUCCAAACGGUCUGUGUAAUUUACUUCACCCCCGGCACUCCCCCAGGUACACCUCACGCCAAGCCCAGUCCACUGUGAUUGGUCACACUCCCAAGCGCUCCCGAGGCGCAUCCGCCGAACCCCCUUUGUCCGAUUACUUACACAAAAUAAACAGUUAGGACACUGUAAACUGUUACUUACAGCUUGCUCUUCUGACUCUUCAAGACGACCAAGUAACAUUGGAGAGGGGUCGGACUUCAGCAACAGUUUGGCGGAUAGUCAUACGUACUGUAAUAUGUUCAUACAGUAUGUGUAGUACCUGUUAAUACCUGUACUGUACCUGUUACCUGAUAAUCCAGCUUCGUAUUGGUCCAUGUUCACAAAACAGUCCCGUGUGAUAUGCCAUUGACAGAUGAGCAUAUUUUUCUCUUGCUGGCCGGGAAUCCGCAACUCUAACCACUUCUGAACAAACAUUUCCUAGGAGCACGGUGAACAGAGCAGAGCGAAACAGAGCCGGGGGAGGGUAGGCGUACAGCGUUUGCCUGGGUAUGCCCAUAUUAGGAAGUCCGGUUUGCAGGGACGUCAGUGGAACUCGGUGUUAAAAAAAAAAAGUCCUAGCCAUCCAAAAGUGCUUUCAGGUCUCAAUUCCAAAUGUGCAAACCUCAUUAUCUGAUGUGUUGGCAUCGUUUAACACGAGAAUACAACAUUGUAACAACAUUUACAGGUCAGAAAAGAGGAAAAGCAUAAUAGGUCCCCUUUAACAUGCACCUACAAAAAAUGUAACAAAUGCAGACUGUAAAGGCUGUGAUUGGUCGGCUUUUAGUACAUUACUCCCUGCGUGUAUACGAAAAUUUCCAGUUCUCUUUAGUUGCCAUUUUUCACUGCCAAGAAAGGAAGCUAUUGUACAGUAUUGUCAGUAUUGGUACAAUGAUGAGACAUUACCUUGGAUUACAUUACCUGAACACUGCAUGGAGUCAGCUGUGGUAUGUCCGACAUGAUAGAGUGAAAAAAAGUUCUCCCAUUCCGUGUGGAAUUGGUAAUUUUUUGUCUUCUUAGUUUGUCCUUCUUCCCCACUCCGUGUGAAAUACUUUCUUAAAUUUAGAACAAAUAAAUUGGAGGCUAUAUGCAAUGAGCGGCGGCCGUCUCUUAUGUCCCUGCAGAGAUUCCGUAGCCUGCGCAUUAGUGUUGCGCAAUGUGGUACAAACAAUGAAUAAUAGGAGCGUAAAGGUGUUAUUUAAUGCCUACAGGGCUCUAAUAAUGGUAAAAACCGUAUUUAGAAAGUCAUAAAAUUGGUUUUCUAUGCUCUAAGUAUGAAAAUAUUCAGUUUAUUAAUAUUGACUCCUACUUUGCUCAAUUUUACUUGUUGCGGUAGAAACCAAUUAACCACGAUAAACAAGGAACGACUGUAUAGUGACAGACGGAACAAUUAAAUGCUCUUUCACGAGAUGGCAGGAGGUUCAAAAUUAACCCAUGCACGCACCUGUUGCCAUUCAUGCAACAUUUUUACUUGGUGGUGUUUUCCUGUGAUGUUUUUCUAAUGUAAAAUAUGUGCCUUGGCUCAAUAAAGGUUGGGAAACGGUUGGGAAACACUGCUUUAGGCAUUCAACCUUGGAGGUUCCACUGUACAGUAUUUUUAGUUAUGGUAAGUCACACUGUCCAUGCAGCAUGACAAGAUAUCUGGAAUUUAUGUUAUGCAUUCACUUUUUAAACCAACAGGGAGUGUAUUUUACUGACAGGUAUCUGUGCUUGCUUCCUGCAUAAAAUGCAAGUUGGUCAAGUGACUUCGUUUUGAUCAUGUAAUGAGGAUUGUUUCCCUAAUUGUUUUAAGUGGGUGCUUUGUGUCAGUUUUACUGUGAAUAUUGUCUGUGCUUGUCUCAGACUUCUAACAAAACAUUAAAAUGGGUUUAUCUCUACUAAAGCAUGCCAGCAUGUAUAAUAACAUAUCCAAAGCCCGGCAAAAAAGCACACCAGUGACUGUGGUAUCAUCUUUCUACAUACAGAUUACAGAGUUUUUUAUUCUCAACUGACAAUCAAAGUGUGUUGUGUUUUAUAUUUCAAGUAAUACUCCAAUAAACUAUGCUUGGUUGAUGUUCGUUUCAAUGCAUAUGAUGUGUGCAACCCUCUUUCUUGAGCUCCUAUGCAUGUAGCAUCCCUCAGUGUACAUAAUAAAGUAGAUUAUGAUGUUCAUACAGUAUGUGUAGUACCUGUUUGUAUUAAUGUGUGCAGGUCUAUGUAUAAACAUUUGCCAACAUCACAUUUCUGAGU
This is a messenger RNA of Dunckerocampus dactyliophorus (ringed pipefish), 5266 nucleotides long. RefSeq names its product synaptoporin a (gene synpra). NCBI's taxonomy places the organism in Eukaryota, Metazoa, Chordata, Actinopteri, Syngnathiformes, Syngnathidae. The transcript has 6 exons. The coding region runs from base 516 to 1367 and encodes 283 amino acids. Gene Ontology annotation, cellular component: synaptic vesicle membrane; synaptic vesicle. The record is from RefSeq and is a predicted model, not a curated record.